Cygnus olor (mute swan) is the source of this 572-nucleotide messenger RNA. RefSeq names its product general transcription factor IIH subunit 5 (gene GTF2H5). Lineage: Eukaryota; Metazoa; Chordata; Aves; Anseriformes; Anatidae. The transcript has 3 exons. Gene Ontology annotation, biological process: nucleotide-excision repair, preincision complex assembly; transcription by RNA polymerase II; transcription initiation at RNA polymerase II promoter. Gene Ontology annotation, cellular component: transcription factor TFIIH core complex; transcription factor TFIIH holo complex. The record is from RefSeq and is a predicted model, not a curated record. Bases 152 to 367 code for a protein of 71 amino acids.
UGAGAGCCCGAGGAGGGCGGAGGAGGGAGGGGCGAGGGCUGGCGCCUGCGCUGUGCGCGCGCGGCCGGAGCGGCGGGGACGUGCGUGCGGGCCUCCCCUGCCUGCGUCUGUCCAGCCCGUGCCUCCCGGGAGCCGUGCGAGAGCCGCGAGGAUGGUGAACGUGCUGAAGGGCGUGCUCAUCGAGUGCGACCCAGCAAUGAAGCAGUUUCUGCUCUACUUGGAUGAGUCAAAUGCGCUGGGAAAGAAGUUCAUCAUACAAGACCUGGAUGAAACUCAUGUCUUUGUUUUAGCCGAGUUGGUUAACUUCCUCCAGGAGAGAGUGGGCGAGCUAAUGGACCAGAACUCUUUUCCUAUUACUCAGAAGUAAAAAGGCUAGAGAAAUGAGAUUACUGCCAGUUUGGGAAUAGUGAAUUUCAAUAACUUGGGUUGUUACUGUUUUAAUAGAUAAAUCGUGGUUAGUAAGUUCUACAUGAAAGUGGCUAUUCUAGAAAAUUGAUAAUUUUCAAAAUAUUCUUGAAUUUUGUUUCUCACUUUGAAAGAUUAUGGUAUCGUUAUUAAAAUCCAUAAAAUGA